This is a messenger RNA of Cavia porcellus (domestic guinea pig), 914 nucleotides long. RefSeq names its product amelotin (gene Amtn). Gene Ontology annotation, biological process: positive regulation of enamel mineralization; odontogenesis of dentin-containing tooth. Bases 1 to 633 code for a protein of 210 amino acids. The transcript has 8 exons. Lineage: Eukaryota; Metazoa; Chordata; Mammalia; Rodentia; Caviidae. Gene Ontology annotation, cellular component: cell-cell junction; basement membrane. The record is from RefSeq and is a predicted model, not a curated record.
AUGAAGACUGUGAUUCUGCUGCUUGGUCUCCUCGGAUGGGCUCAGUCCUUGCCAAAGCAACUUAACUCUGCUUUGGAAGUUUCUCCAACAAAACCAGCUCCAGACCAGGUGACACCACUCAGCCAACAGCAGCCUACUCAGGUCUUCCCUUCCUUAAGUCUAAUAUCACUAACACAACUGCUCACCCUGGCGUCAGACCUGCAAUUGCUUACUCCAGCCUCAGGGACAAAACCUGGGGCCCAGACACUUCAGUUAUCCCUGGGAGCAUUGCAAGGACAAAAUCAGCUGCAACCACAGUUAUUACCAAUUUUUGUAGCACAACUUGGAGCCCCGGCUGCCAUCCUGAGCUCUGAAGAACUGCCAUUGGCCCCCCAGAUCUUCACUGGCCUCCUCCUGAAUCCUUUGUUCCCAGAAGGCACCCUGCCCACCAGUCAGGCAGGGGCUAGCCCGAAUAUCCAGGAAGAAGCCAUUCCAGCAGGACAAACAGGAGUGAACACUAACAUGCAGGUCACCACAGAGGGCCAGCUCUCAACUCCUGGUGUCACGGAUGAUGACUUUGAAGUGACCACCACUUUGGGCAUCCAAAAGGUCACACACACUCCUGAGAAGACCACCACAGGGUCACCAAAUUGAAUUCACUAAGAUGCAUCAAAGUUUUUCAACUAAACAGCCUCAAAUUUGGUGGCACGUGUGAAUCACUUUUACUAACUACACUACAGAAUAGAUUGAGACACGCUAGAGGGUCUCAGAAGAAACUCAGUGUACCUUAAAACUUGCUUUGAAAUUCAGAAAACAUGUUAAAUGUAGAAAAUACUAACUUCUGAAAAAGAAUAGUUGAACGGGUAAAUUUGUCUUUGAAAUAUUACAUUACACCGCUGGAAGAUUCGUGUAUUAAAAUAUAUGUUGAAAACUGA